Messenger RNA from Tupaia belangeri chinensis (Chinese tree shrew), 2976 nucleotides. It is a transcript of the gene PKN1, whose product is annotated as protein kinase N1. NCBI's taxonomy places the organism in Eukaryota, Metazoa, Chordata, Mammalia, Scandentia, Tupaiidae. Gene Ontology annotation, molecular function: ATP binding; small GTPase binding; protein serine/threonine kinase activity. The transcript is spliced from 22 exons. The record is from RefSeq and is a predicted model, not a curated record. Gene Ontology annotation, biological process: signal transduction; protein phosphorylation. The coding region runs from base 16 to 2886 and encodes 956 amino acids.
CCCCCAGUCCUGCUGAUGGCCUACCAGCCUUGUCGAGGAGCUGGGCGUUUCUGGUGUUGCCGAUCACACAAGAGUGAGCCUCGGAGCUGGUCCCUGCUGGAGCAGCUGGGCCUGGCCGGGGCAGACCUGGCGGCCCCCGGAGUGCAACAGCAGCUAGAGCUGGAACGGGAGCGGCUGCGCCGGGAGAUCCGUAAGGAGCUGAAACUGAAAGAGGGAGCUGAGAACCUGCGUCGGGCCACUACUGACCUGGGCCGCAACCUGGGCCCCGUGGAGCUCGUGCUACGAGGCUCCUCACGCCGCCUCGACCUGCUGCACCAGCAGCUGCAGGAGCUCCAUGCCCACGUGGUACUUCCUGACCCUGUGGCCGCUGCCCGAGAUGUCCCCCAGUCCCCCGGGGCGGGCGGCCCUGCCUGCUCGGCCACCAACCUGAGCCGCGUGGCGGGGCUGGAGAAGCAGCUGGCUAUCGAGCUGAAGGUGAAGCAGGGGGCGGAGAACAUGAUCCAGACCUACAGCAACGGCAGCACCAAGGACCGGAAGCUGCUGCUAACAGCCCAGCAGAUGCUACAAGACAGCAAGACCAAGAUUGACAUUAUCCGUAUGCAACUCCGCCGGGCACUCCAGGCCGGCCAACUGGAGAGCCAGGCAGCCCCAGAUGAGGCCCAAGGGAGUCCAGACCUGGGAGCCGUGGAGCUGCGCAUUGAGGAGCUGCGGCACCACUUCCGAGUCGAGCACGCAGUGGCAGAAGGGGCCAAGAACGUGCUGCGCCUGCUGAGCUCUGCCAAGACCCCAGACCGCAAGGCAGUCAGUGAGGCUCAGGAGAAAUUGACCGAAUCCAAUCAGAAGUUGGGACUGCUGCGGGAGGCACUGGAGCGGAGGCUUGGGGAGCUGCCCGCCGACCACCCCAAGGGGCGACUUCUGCGGGAAGAACUCGCUGCAGCUUCCUCUGCCGCUUUCAGCGCCCGCCUGGCCGGGCCCUUCCCCGCCACGCACUACAGCACCCUGUGCAAACCUGCACCGCUCACAGGGACCCUGGAGGUACGCGUGGUGGGCUGCAAGGACCUCCCAGAGACCAUCCCCUGGAACCCUUCACCCUCAGCAGGGGGACCCGGAACCCCUGACAGCCGUCCCCCCUUCCUGAGCCGCCCAUCCCGGGGCCUUUAUAGCCGAAGUGGAAGCCUUAGCGGCCGGAGCAGCCUCAAAGCAGAAACUGAGAACACCAGCGAAGUCAGUACUGUCCUCAAACUAGACAACACCGUGGUGGGUCAGACGUCCUGGAAGCCAUGCGGCCCCAACGCUUGGGACCAGAACUUCAUCCUGGAGCUGGAGAGGGCCCGGGAGCUGGAGUUAGCUGUGUUCUGGAGGGACCAGCGGGGCCUGUGCGCCCUGAAAUUCCUAAAGUUGGAGGAUUUCUUGGACAACGAGAGGCACGAGGUGCAGCUGGACAUGGAGCCCCAGGGUUGCCUGGUGGCCGAGGUCACUUUCCGCAACCCCGUCAUCGAGAGGAUUCCUCGACUCCGACGGCAGAAAAAAAUCUUCUCCAAGCAGCAAGGGAAGGCCUUUCAGCGCGCCAGACAGAUGAACAUCGACGUGGCCACGUGGGUGCGGCUGCUUCGGAGACUCAUCCCCAACACCACGGCCUCAGGGACCUUCAGCCCCGGGGCUUCUCCAGGAUCCGAGGCCCGGCCCACGGGAGACCUAUCCGUGGAGAAGCUGAACCUUGGGGCUGAUGUGGACAUCUCGCCCCAGAAGAGUCCUCUGGGUCCUCCUCAAACCCCACUGAGCCCGACUUCCCCUAUCCAGGAAACCACCUCCACUCCCGAGCUGCCUUCAGAGCCCCAGGAGACCCCAGGCCCCGCCCUGUGCAGCCCUCUGAGGAAGUCACCCUUGACCCUCGAGGACUUCAAGUUCCUGGCGGUGCUGGGCCGGGGUCACUUUGGGAAGGUGCUGCUCUCUGAAUUCCGGUCCAGCGGGGAGCUGUUUGCCAUCAAGGCUUUAAAGAAAGGGGACAUCGUGGCCCGCGAUGAGGUCGAGAGCCUCAUGUGUGAGAAGCGGAUCUUGGCGGCAGUGACCAGCGCAGGACACCCCUUCCUGGUGAACCUUUUCGGCUGUUUCCAGACGCCAGAGCACGUGUGUUUUGUCAUGGAGUACUCGGCCGGCGGGGAUCUGAUGUUGCACAUUCACAGUGACGUGUUCUCCGAGCCCCGGGCCGUCUUUUAUUCAGCCUGUGUGGUGCUGGGGUUGCAGUUUCUCCACGAACACAAGAUCGUGUACAGGGACCUGAAGUUGGACAAUUUGCUCUUGGACACUGAGGGCUACGUCAAGAUCGCGGACUUUGGCCUCUGCAAAGAGGGGAUGGGCUAUGGGGACCGGACCAGCACGUUCUGUGGGACCCCGGAGUUCCUGGCCCCCGAGGUGCUGACGGACACGUCCUACACGCGGGCCGUGGACUGGUGGGGGCUGGGCGUCCUGCUCUACGAGAUGCUGGUUGGUGAGUCCCCGUUCCCAGGGGACGACGAGGAAGAGGUGUUUGACAGCAUUGUCAACGAUGAAGUCCGCUACCCCCGCUUCCUGUCCGCCGAAGCCAUGGGCCUCAUGCGAAGGCUCUUACGAAGGAAUCCCGAACGGAGAUUGGGGUCCAGCGAGAAAGAUGCAGAAGAUGUGAAAAAGCAGCCCUUCUUCCGGACCCUGGGCUGGGACGCCCUGCUGGCUCGACGCCUGCCACCGCCCUUCGUGCCCAAGCUGUCCGGCCGCACCGACGUCAGCAACUUCGACGAGGAGUUCACGGGAGAACCCCCCACUCUGAGCCCGCCCCGCGAUGCACGGCCGCUCACGGCUGCGGAGCAGGCAGCCUUCCGGGACUUCGACUUCGUGGCUGGGGGCUGCUAGCCCUCCCCGGUGCCCUGCCCAGCCCUGCCCUGCCUUGUCCGAGAGCUCUUAGUUUUUAAAAAGGUCUUUGGGGUUCGCCCCGUCCAUGCA